Messenger RNA from Amphiprion ocellaris (clown anemonefish), 3312 nucleotides. RefSeq names its product interleukin-17 receptor D. Bases 111 to 1907 code for a protein of 598 amino acids. The transcript is spliced from 12 exons. NCBI's taxonomy places the organism in Eukaryota, Metazoa, Chordata, Actinopteri, Pomacentridae. Gene Ontology annotation, molecular function: protein binding; interleukin-17 receptor activity. The record is from RefSeq and is a predicted model, not a curated record.
CUGCUCCUCCUCCUGGAGCCUCAGGUCACCACUCCCUCCUCCAGAUCUCAGCCCUCUCUGGCUCCUCGCCUCAGUUUGUUCUGCGGCUGCCUCUGGUUCUGGAGCUCAGCAUGGCUCUCUGGACGGCGGCUCUGGUUCUGCUGCAGCUCCUCGGGCCUCUGUGGGCUCAGAAUAAAGACCUGGAUGCUCCCAUCAGGCCUCAGGACUGCAGCCUGGACUGCAUCCGACAGGGAGGCCCUGAGUGUGAAUACUGCAGAAUAACCAGAAGUGAUGUGAAGGUGGCUCUGGGGUUUAAUUCCCUCCAAACAUUUGGAAGUUGUAUUCCGUGGCCUUGUUUCGAGCUCCUCGGACAAGACGACCCUAAAAUCUGUCAGCACUACGUCCAGGCUCCAAACGAGGUGAAGGUGGAGUUUUUAGAGGAACCGAACCCCGAGUCUGACACCGUGGUCGUCUCCUGGAAGCCCAGCUACUACGGAAUUGCCUUCCUGCGAGGCUUCCAGGUGUCGCUGCAGGUUCUGGGCGGGUCCAGUGUUGCCUGCCAGCUCUUCCUCUUCCACCGUAACGUCUCCUUACCAGCCUCUCAGGCUCAGAAGGUGUACAAGUCGGACCCGUUCCCCGGCCUUCCCCUUGGAACCCAGUACGCUGUUACCGUCAUGGCUCUGCCGGUGCCGGAGGAGUGGGAGAAGUUCUACCACAGCGAGAUCUUCUCCACCCAAUCUUGUGCAGAGAAGAAUGGACUGGAGCAGUGCAAAACGGACUGGUACCCCAAACACAUCGAGGUCCAACAGGAAGGAACCGCCGUCACCGUGACCUUUAACCUGGCGCCUCCUAAUCUGGGCAUCAGGAGCUACUUCUCACUGUGUUACGCAAACGGCAUGAAGAAAUAUACAGACAUUACACCCAAUUCCACCAAAAACAAAACUCACCACAGCUACCACCUGGACGACCUGCAGGAAGGAACCAACUACACCUGUGAGAUCGCAGCCAACGAAGUGGACGCUGUGAGAAAAACGUUCAGCGUUCAGGUGUUACACAUCCAUAAAGACGGCGGCUCUCCGAUCUCUACCGCUCCGUUGCUGGCUGUGUUUCUUCCACUGUGUCUGGCCGUUGUAGCCAUACUGGGAGUCGUGGUCGCUGUUUUCACCAGGAGGAGGUCCAAGCUACGCAUGAACAAGUUUGACAUUAAACCAGAUAUUAUCAAAGAGUACGAAGAGAGCAGGACUCAGGAGGAAAUGGUAUCGCUGCCCAAAAACAGGCCGAAACCUCCUCGUCUUCUGAUCUGCUAUAGCAGCCACGACGGCCCUGCUCAUGUCAAAGCUGUCAUGAAGCUGGGAGCCUUCAUCCAACAGCACAUGGCCACUCAGGUGUGUCUGGACCUGUGGGACUCUCUGAGCGUGGCCGAGGAGGGCAGCAUGGCCUGGCACUGCCGGCACAUCCGGGAAUGCGACUUCGUCUUGGUGAUCUGUUCUCGGGGUUUGAACCAAAGACCUCCGGAGCCAGAGGGGGACAGCGAGGACGAGGAGGUGGAAGCACAGCUGGACUUUGGCUGCAGCUCUGACGCCGCCGUCAAACUCAUCGGAGAGGAGGUGGGUCGAGCCAAAGCCAGAGGUCAGGAUCUGUCCAAAUACAUGGCGGCCAUUUUCAAGUACUCUGAGGAGAUGGACAUUCCCACCGAGCUGAGGCUAGUGUCGCACUAUAAGCUAACAAACGACUUGGCGCUGCUCUUCUCCCACCUCCAUGGAGUCGCUCUGCACCGGCCGGGAGGCUUCCUGAAGAUAAACCACAUCUCAGAGGAAAGCUACGCUAACGUGCCGGCUGGAGCCGCUCUGCAGUGGGCCAUCUACGAGGCCGGGAUGGAAAUGAGGGAAAAACAGCAGAACUCUGUGGAGGAGGGAACCCUGAUUUAAAGGUCCAAUAUUGUACCUCUUAUUUCACAAAUUAAUUGAAGACUCAUAUGUUUCCAGAACGCGUCUUUCAAUUUUCAGCUCACAAUACUUCAAAAGGUGGUUCAUUUUACUCUGAAUAUGUAACUCCUGCCUUUAGCUGUAUUGUAAAAGCUCUGUUUCAGCCUCUGUAGCUUUAAAUACAGCUGAGCUACUGCUAGCCCCGCCCCCUUCAGGAAGAAGGAGUAGCGUGGGCAGCUUUUUCAGAUUGAAAUAUUGCCACAUUCUCUGCACACUCAUUGGUGAGUUUGCCAUGAAGGUUUUAAAAUCUGUGUUUUAGCUGCUAACUAUUUCGUACUCGUUACAUUUUCUGACCACAGACAGGAGAAUAUGUAAAUGAGAACAGCUUUAUUGGGAACACAGAGAGCAGGAGAGAAGAAUGAAAGCAGGUGAAUUUAGGCUGGACAAAAGGUGAUAUGAAAGCACAAUAACCAGCCCAGUCCUUGUUUACUGGGUUAAAGUCGAUUUUAAAGUUUCCACCAUCAUCUAAAAGUGCCUCAUUAUUACAGAUUCCACAUAAUUCUGACCUGUGGGCCCCCACCAAAGCUAAUGGUAACGUUAAGCCACACAACCUGCACUAAGGAUUCUCUUAUUGUUGUGGGGACAUUGACAUCAAAAAUUAUAGGAAUCUACUGAGUGCUUAGUCCCUCGGAUGCUGGGAGUGCAUGAAAACUCAGGUGUUCACUCUUGCAGUACAUUUGGUGAGUUUUACUCCUGGCUGAGACAUUUUAGCUGAAGCAGCUCUAGAAUGUAAAUAAACCUGGUGGACUGUGAGGAAGCUGCUCUUCAUCAGCGUUUUGGUAAUUCUGAGCUCCGUAUAGAAGAAAGGUUGGUCUGCAGAUGGGUGGAAAUCGAGUGAAAUUGUGAAUUCACAAGUGAAAGUUGAGCAGAACAUCUACAGUCCCUGGUGAUGUUCCCCGAAGCAGCCAACCAACUAAACCACCGACGCCUCAAUACUGCUGCAGUGGCUGCAACUGUGGACUAUGACCUCUGAAGUGUGUGAUGUAUGCAUCCAAUAAUAUGUUAAAUAAAAUAAGAAAGUUUCCUAUUCAAUUUCUUGCAAUGAUGUGUAAAAAGCUUUUUAUGUCAUUUGUAAAAUACGCACUGUACAGAAAUAAACUAUUAAUCUUAUUCAUGAGCUUGCACAGUUACUCAGUGAGAAUACUUAUGCUGAAGUACAUGUUGAACAUUGUAUACAUGCAUGUUUACAGCCGUGGUUUAUUUAUUUGUGUGCAUAUCUCAUUUAGAUGGAAUGGAUUUACAGGUCCUAUCAUUUUUAACUUCAUGCUAAUGUGAGGUUAAACAUAUGCUGCUUUGUAUUUUACGCUAUAUUUGUAUCUUUGUGCAUCUAAUAAAGCAAAUAAAUUGA